Messenger RNA from Argentina anserina (silverweed cinquefoil), 1251 nucleotides. Its product is annotated as protein TIFY 10a-like. Lineage: Eukaryota; Viridiplantae; Streptophyta; Magnoliopsida; Rosales; Rosaceae. Gene Ontology annotation, cellular component: nucleus. Bases 165 to 989 code for a protein of 274 amino acids. The record is from RefSeq and is a predicted model, not a curated record. The transcript is spliced from 5 exons. Gene Ontology annotation, biological process: regulation of defense response; response to wounding; regulation of jasmonic acid mediated signaling pathway.
CUCUCCUCUGUAAGAUAAAGCCAUAAAGCAGAGCCAAGAAGAAGAAGGGUAUAAAUAUAGGGAGAGACGCACACAGCACCAAGAACAAGACCCGACUGCUUUGUUUUGUCCUCGUUUGGGUUUAGAAGGGUAAACUUUUUAGAAACAAUCUUAGCAGCCGGGAAAUGUCGAGCUCGUCGGAGAUGAUGAUGAGAGCGGUGGAGAAGCCGCCGACCUUCAAUUCAACUUGCAGCAUGCUAUACCAGUUCCUCAAGGAGAAGGGCUCCAAGCUUGGCGAUCUCAACCUCGACAUGCAGCUAUCCAAUGCCAAUGGGCAUGCUGAGAUUUUCCGGCAGAGGGCCCAGCAGCAGCAGCCGAUAGAUUUCUUUGCGGACAUGGAGAAUUCUAGAGAUGUUCAUGCUGCCAGAGGCUACAAAUCCAUGGAUUUGUUUCCUCAGCGAGCUGGGUUUGGGUCUUCUUCUCUGCCCAGGAUGAGUGAUAUAGAGACUAUGAAGAAGACGGUGGCAGAGGAGCCACAGAAGGGGCAGAUGACCGUCUUUUAUGAAGGGAAAGUUCAUGUGUUCAAUGAUUUACCAGCCGAGAAGGCGAUGGAGGUGAUGCUGUUCGCAAGCAAGGAAAGCUCCAAGUGCCAGCAGGCCGUUCAUGUUUCUGAUUUUCAUUCUCAAUUUGGGAAUGUUCAGGUCAAUUCCGGCACUGCCCCGGUUCCACCUCCGAGCUCUAAUCAUUUCCCUGAGUUCGGUCAAGUGAUGCAGCAAACGGAGGCCAUCAAGCCGACCCCGACUCGUCCGCUCAUUACUGAUAUACCAAUGCAGAGGAAAGCUUCACUUCAGCGCUUCCUGGCCAAGAGGAAGGAUAGGAUCAACAACAUAGCUCCAUAUCAAAUGAGCAGCCCCGGUUCUUCCGACCUUGCGAAGCCGGCAGCCGGUAGCAAGUCAUGGUUAGGAAAAGUCAUGGUUAGGAUUGGCAGCUCAGCCGACCCAGUAAUCUGAUUCCUUGAUCAUAUGAUGCAUACUUAGGCUUCCUGCAGAUUUCAAUUCCGGCUAUUAUCUUUUUCAAUUUUGGUGGCUUUAAGAAACUCGGAUUUUCGUCUAGUCCUGUUGUUCGUUUCCCUUGCUCCAAGGCUUGCCUCGACUUGUCGAACUCGCCGUAGAACAUCUAACUGUGGAUUAAAUUUCCAGUUUCUGUAAUUAAGCUCCAUAUGAAAGCAAAGGAAUUCGAUCAAUGAUAAAAAAAAAUUACUAUUCGGUUUCU